Gadus morhua (Atlantic cod) is the source of this 1573-nucleotide messenger RNA. Its product is annotated as syndecan-2. Bases 262 to 972 code for a protein of 236 amino acids. NCBI's taxonomy places the organism in Eukaryota, Metazoa, Chordata, Actinopteri, Gadiformes, Gadidae. The record is from RefSeq and is a predicted model, not a curated record. Gene Ontology annotation, cellular component: cell surface; membrane. The transcript is spliced from 5 exons. Gene Ontology annotation, biological process: cell migration.
ACUCCCCCGCAGCUGAAAGAAAAGACACUAGGGAGCGGAGAGCAGCGGUUAACUUGAGGCGCCCGAGAAGUUGAACUUAUCCAAAAACCUUGAGAUUUGACCAUCGCCGAUCAAACACAAACACACCCGCGUCGAGCGAGUUAAAAGUCACUUUCACGUCAUAGAUCGAAAGACCGGGCGGACGAUUGUGUUACUUUUUGAGUUACCUCACUUUUGGGUUUUAUUGUACCUCAGCCUUCGAGUCGCUGGUGGGACACAAGUAUGCGGAGCAUUUGGAUUGUGUUCGUGAUCGGGUUGGCGACCGGGUAUCUCAGUGAGAAACUCCUGGUGUCUUCCCAGACCUCUCCCGGUUCAGAUGAUAUGUACCUGGAGGGCCAGUCGUCGGGGGGCAUCCCUUCCGACGACGAAGAUGAUGAAACCAAUAUCUCAGGCUCCGGAAUGAGUGAAUUCGACACAACGGAGAUCCCAGAUAUAAUGAACAAGACAUGGAGCCUGGACUUUAAGACUGUGACCCCGGAUGGUACACUGGCGGCCACUAGCUCACCGACCAUGAUGCAGGAUGGUACAACCCCUCCAUACAUGAUCCAAGCCGAGACUGAGGUAACAGGGCUGGAAGCCUCAGAAGAACCUGAAAUUGAACCUGAUACCGCAGUCCCUGAGUUCCCCACCACAUUUACCUCGGACGACGACAUCAUCCUGCCUGAGGAGAGUGACAGGGUCUUAUCUAAAGCCGGCUCGAGGGAAGAGAUGGUGGUGGAACCAGAAUUCGUGUCUGAUAACAUGUGGCAAAGGACGGAGGUGCUGGCUGCGGUGAUAGCGUGCGGCGUGGUCGGGUUCCUGUGCGCCCUUUUCCUGGUCCUGUUCAUCGCCUACCGCAUGAAGAAGAAGGACGAGGGGAGCUACGCGCUGGGCAUGGCCAAGGUCCCCCCCAGUGCCUACCAGAAGCAGCCCCCCAAGGAGUUCUACGCCUGAACCUCAGCUGACCUCGACGGCAGCCGGCGCCCGGGGACGUGUGUGCUCUCGUUGCGUCUGACAAUCAGCACUCGAAGACACGGGGCAUUAUCAAUCAUUCGAAGUCUGAAGGGAGAGUGUUUCGUGUUUCGUUACAAGAGAAACCCGACACCGCGAAUCAACCCCCCCCCCCCCCCCCCCCCCCCGCCCGGUGCAGCCUCAUUACCCGGGUUUUUCCAAAUGCAACCGUUUUUUCUGAUUGGCCAAACGUCGGUGACAUCACCUUGUCUAACAGAAUGUUGUCACCGAUUCACAAAGAGAUAUAGCAGUCCUUUUUAGGGGAGGGCGGAGUGGGUCAGAGCUUUGGAUGUUGUCCCAGGGAUUUGAGUUUUUGUGUUUUUAGCGUGGCUUUUUGCUCUGCAACGCUUUUUACUUUUAGUCGAGCCUCCUCCCCUUUCACCUCUUUCUGUCAUAUAGUCUUCUUUUCCCAUCGCCGCCUGCCUUAUUCUCUGAAUUAUGAAUGAUUAGCCAAAAACCAAAAUGUCGGACUGUCCAAUGGAAGGGGAUUUAGCGGCUGAUGUGUAUUCGAAGGCUCAAGAAAUUAAAACGAAAUAAUAUCGUA